CAUCCGUACUUGAAUCCAGUUGAAGUUCAAUAGCGUUCAUUACCUGGGCCUGACUUGGAUAAAUUAUACCACAAAUUAUUUACGCCCUCACAUAUAUUUUUAAGCGGAUACUAUUUAUUCAUUCAUCAAAAAAUAUUUACUUGUAAUAGUUAUCAAAUUAUAGAAUUAUGGAUUUUAACUACGACUUGUCCACCCUCGUUCUUGAUAAUGACGCCUACUUGGCUCGUAGCGUCCUUGAAAAUCCUUUGAUUAUGUCCAAAGUCUUUUCGUACCUGUGUCUUAAUGAGGUGAAGAACAUUCGUCUCGUGUCGCAUGCCUGGCAGCGUAACUCGAUUCAAACCAUGCGACGCCUCUCCUUCAUCAAAGUCAAUCACAGAAUCCUUCUCUCCUAUUGCGACGUACUGCAAAAAGCGGACGACACGUUUCUCCACUCCAGCUACGCCAUAUGUCACGACGUUUCGGACGCCAAUUCCUUGAAAAACAACGCCCUCAUCCUCAAGUUCUUUUACUCGAUACAAACUCACCAUUUUGUCAAGAUCCGGUUUCUCCGAGUGAUUCUGGGCAAUACUAAUCUUCAAUAUAUCAAAAGCCUACUGAAUCUACUCCCCCACCUGGAAACGUUAGAAAUCGUGCUAGGACCGUUAGCAAAGGCGGGAAAAAUAUUAAGUGAUGACGGCAUCUUGUUAGGAAAAGGAAAUUUAUACCAUCUCAAAACUGUGGCUUUUGUUUUUGCGAAUAUUUCCAAAAAGCAGGCGAAACGUUUCUUGGGACCGCUUUUCUCAGUUUUCUUAUCGAUGCAAGACCAUCCCCCGAAUCUGAGGCAGGUUGAGAUUUUUGAUAAAUCAAAGAAAUCAGAAAUUGGGGCGGAAGUUCUGAGGGAAAUUGAGACUUGGAAAUUGAGAAGAUUACGCGACGUACAGUUGAUGUAUGGCGGGAGUAAAAUUUUGAAACAGUUAGUGUUGCAGGGGGCAUUUUUGAACGUGCUGAAAGUGGGAGUGGUCGGGUGGGACGAUUUACCUCUUUUGAAAGAAGUGCUAGCGAAAUAUGCAAAAACUUUGAAAGUAUUAAAAGUGGAAGUUAGCACUGGAACUACGAAAGCUUCCCGGGCGCCAAGUACGUUUGAAUUUCCGUGUAUGCCGGCAUUAGAGUGGUUUGCAUACGUAGUUGGGAAAUUGCCCGUUCACUUGAUGAUUGGAUCGCGAAAAUACAGUCCCGGAAUGUUGAAGCAUUACGGUUCGUUAGCGACAUUGGAGGAUUUAUCAUUUCUGGAUUAUAUGAACGUGACAAAAAUUCUGAAGGGCGGGGAAGCAUUAUUUUCUAAAACAUUUCCAAGCAUGUUUCGUCUCGAGCUCAAACUUUGUGGCGGAUAUACUCGAUACAACGAUAUAUUUUUUGCUAACUUCGGGAAGGACGUCGUCAUUCCGCAGAUCAAGGAGUUUUCUAUGGAACUUUUAAACUGGGGAACGGAAGGUCAACGAGCUUGUUUGCUGGGGAGGCUGGCCAAACUAUUUCCUAACAUUGACGUAGCCCUGUUGCAAGGAUCGAUGGGGUAGUGAGUUUCAAUUUGCGGAAUUGAAUCGAUAUCGUAUGUAUGCGUAUACAUGAUUUGAAAUUGAUGUCUGCUUAUUACCUUAUUAACAAAUUGACAUUUUAACAAAUCCUAUUUGCUCUAGUCCAUGAAGUGAAAGCAAUAAUAAAUUCUUCGCAGUAAUUUUUGAAGAUUA
This is a messenger RNA of Folsomia candida, 1724 nucleotides long. RefSeq lists its product as uncharacterized. The coding region runs from base 168 to 1553 and encodes 461 amino acids. The transcript is spliced from 4 exons. Lineage: Eukaryota; Metazoa; Arthropoda; Collembola; Entomobryomorpha; Isotomidae. The record is from RefSeq and is a predicted model, not a curated record.